Molecule: messenger RNA, 3586 nt
Organism: Magallana angulata
Lineage: Eukaryota; Metazoa; Mollusca; Bivalvia; Ostreida; Ostreidae
Product: interleukin-1 receptor-associated kinase 4-like
Exons: 2
Coding region: 73-1683 (536 amino acids)
Biological process (GO): protein phosphorylation
Molecular function (GO): protein kinase activity; ATP binding
Source: RefSeq, a predicted model, not a curated record
UUCCCAACAUGAUUAUUGACUGACUUCCGGGUAAAGAGUGAAAGUUUGGUGCGGAAAAAACACUAAAUUGAGAUGUCGAAUCAGGUAACAGCGGAAACUUACAUCCGCAAACUCCCGUAUUCUGCCAUCCUAAAACUCGUAAAUUUCUUGGAACCAGACCAGCUGUGGAAAAGGUUUUUGUGUCACAUCCCAAAACAACUGGAUGGAAAUAAUUUUGAGGAGAGAUACAAUACAUCUCAGGCGCAGAUGAUCGAAAACAGAGCAUCCAAACCUGGUGCUUACGCUACCAAAAUUAUACUGGAAGAUUGGGGAACACAGAAUGCCCGUGUAAGACAUCUGAUCAAAGUUCUGUGUAAGGCUCGACUCUAUGCAGCAGCGGAUUAUCUAUCUGUCACUCAACUCAAAGGAGACCCUGUGCCACGAGAAGACGAACCCAUUUUGUCACCUGUAGGUUCCUGCUCUCUAACUCCAAAUGAGCAGAAAAAUCUGGAGAACAGAAGCUUUGAAAAAAGAGAACUAUACAACAGAGUGAAGGUGCCAGACACUGCCUCUGUCCAGCCGGACAGCUCAACAGAUAAUGACACAAGCACCACCUGUAGUAGUCAGGACUCAGCGAGACACGAUUCUCUCUCCUUCGCGCAUCGUCACCCCUCGGAAAAUGGUGUGAUGGUGAACAGAAUCGAGUCCUAUGACAGUGGAAAACAGAGUCCCAAUCUGGAUGCUGCACCGUCCUGUUCAGAGUCCUCAGAAAAACAUAUCCCAAAACAACUCUCCGCGGUCUACCAGCCCGGGUCUCAAGCCAUCAACUUCGCAGUGCUGCAGUAUCACACUAAUAACUUUGACGAUAGGCCAGCUUCCCAGGGCGGUAGUGUUAUAGGAAGGGGAGGCUUUGGAACAGUGUAUAAAGCUAGUUUUUCCAACCAGUAUGUUGUGGCUGUCAAGAGACUUAAAGAUCCAGAGGAUCCGGUCAUGCAAAAGCAGUUUGAGACAGAACUGCAAACACUUGCAAAUUAUCAUCAUGAAAACAUUGUGGAGCUAGUGGGGUACUCUAUCGAUGGUCCAGAAAAGUGUUUAGUAUAUGAGUUCAUGCCCAAUGGCUCUCUAGAGGACAGACUCCACUGCUUGAAUGGCACGGCACCCUUGUCCUGGCACUUAAGACUAAACAUAGCCUGUGGAACAGCAAAAGGAAUUGUGUACCUGAAUGACUGUGGUUUAGUUCACAGGGAUAUCAAAAGUGCAAACGUUUUACUGGACGAAAAUUUUGUGCCGAAAGUAGGUGAUUUUGCCACCGCGAGACUCGCUCCAUCUGGAAGUAGCACCACAGUGGCUUCUACAAAACUAGUGAUCGGAACUUCUGCCUACAUGGCUCCGGAGGCCAUUAGGUUUGACAUAUCAGCUAAACUAGACUCCUUUGCUUUUGGUGUGGUGCUUUUGGAAAUUUUAACAGGUCUUCCACCGAGUGACAGCACUCGAGAAGAGACAGACCUUUUGAGUCAUGUUGUUGAGAAUGUAGAAGAAAGUAUCAUUCCCCUUCUCGACCCCCGGGCAGGGGGUUGGUGCACCCAGACCGCUGACGAUCUGUUCAUGAUUUCACAGCGUUGUUUGGUAGAUAGAAAGAAAGAUAGAGUCCUAGUCAAGGAUAUACUUCCUGAUAUACAGACUCUGGUGGCCAGAUUUAGCUGAGAGAUAGAGAAAGAUUGAGAGCUAGAAAGAGCAUAAACAAUUACAGUUUCGAUGUUAUGAAACUUUGAAUAUGGUCAUUAUUGUUUUGCAGAAUCUUGAUAAAUUUUUUUCACCAAUGCACAGGUAGUGCAAAUAGUGAAUAGAUCUAUUAAUCUUUUUUUUUUCUUUUUUUUAACAAAUUAUAGUUGAUUGAAAAUAAGAAAGCCCCUAUUCCCUGAAACACGAAGAUUUGCACCACAAAAUUUAACUGAAUCAGAUAAGUAAACUUCACAAAGAUACAUGCACAUGCGAAGGGAUUCAUAUACAUGUAUAUCCAACUUUGUAAAAUAAUAUUUCCAUUUCUUCUUUUGGAAUCUUUUAGAGGAAUUGUGUGCAUACAUAGAGUUUUGUGUGUAAAUGGGGUGUUAAAUGAAAUAUAAGAGUUUAUCGAAACAGGUUAACUUUUUUCUCUUCAUACUUUAUUUGUUUCUGUGCAUUUGUUAAUGCAGGGCAUUAUUCAAGUUUGUACUUUCAUUUAUAGUGUUAAGGGGGGAGGGGUGUUGAACCUAUACCUUUCUAGAUAAGUGAAAAUGCUGAUUUCUGCAGUUAUUCUGUUUGAAUUAUCAAGCUCAAUAUUACUAACAUAUCUUUACAAUACCAAUAUGGUAUAAUGAAAACUACUAGUAUUGCACAGACGUAGUAAGCAUUGAUAUCUUGAUUUUACUUUAUAUUAAUCCUUGUGCCAAAACAUAGUGACAAAGAAAAGUCAUUCCAACAAUCGUAAAGUCACUGUACAAUAAUGACAUUGUGUAUACAUUCCUAAUUUAUGAAAUAUUAUUAGUUCAUUUAAUAGUUUGCUAAUUGGAAUAACUAAAUGAUCUGUAGUACUGUAAAUUCCUUGUUUUACACGAGUACUUAAUUCCACGACUCCACUGUUUUGUAUCAAAAUCGGGAGAGUAUAAAAUCAGGAGCACCAAUUUUUGGCUAUAAUUUCUUAACCCUAGUUCAAAACUGUCUGAAGAAUAUAAGCGUGCUUAUAAAAUCGGCGAGGGUUGCUUCUCGCGAUUAUUUAUGGAUAUUAAUUCCAUGCGUUUAAUUAGGAAUUGAUCUACAGUAUCUUUGUAGAUGCUCAUUCAAAGGUUAGUGAAAUUGAUACAGCAUGCACCCUGGCUACCACUUCAAUCCCCAGUUCUUUGGAAUCUAUUCUUAAUGUACAGCACCUGAUGAAUUGUACUAGUACUGAUGGUGUAUAGCAUCAAGUGAAUUACUAUUAUACAGUUUUCUGGCAAAUUGUACUGGUUCUGGUAAUGAAACCUGGUUCAUCUGUUGCCAUCUUACACUGGCAAUAUCUGAGCGCAUUUUGUACAGGUGAACCAUAUUUGUUUUUUCAUGUUUAUAUGUAUGUCUAUAAAUACCGAUAGUUUUAGAAUUUGCACAGAGUUCAUUUUAAACCACUGAUUUGAAUUUUAUCUUUUAAAAAAAUCCCUAGAUAUCAAUUGUUUUCCUUAUUUUUAAAAAUAUGAAUUAUAAAGAUCAUACUCGGAUCAAAAUUUUUUAGGUAGAAAUUAUAUCCAUGUCAUAUCACCUGGCUUGUAUACUUUUUCAAUGUAGGCAGUUAUCAGCAUUCAUUUCAGUAAAUGAUAUGUUUUAUCCCUGGACUGCUCUGACAAGAGGCUAGGAAGGCCGUGGUCAUUAACAGGGGGGUAUGUGUUUACAUGGCAACCAAUACUUGGGAACUGGCUGUCAUUCAGUAACUCCACCAUUUCUUAAUUGUUAUGUAUUUGUAUCAGUUGUUGUUAAGUUUCCAUGGUCUUGUAUGUUUCUCUCCAUGACUGUUAGUCAUUUUUUGUAGAAAUAUGUAGGUAUGUGGACUGGUUAUCAAAUGAUUCAUUAAAUAAAAACAAUAAAAGAGUAGAGCGUACAA